GCUCGUUUUUGAACAGCGGAGAGGAGAGAGAGAGAGAGAGAGCGCUUCCUGUCAUGGCGCUCGAUGGGUUCGGGAGGAACUCGGGCCCCUCUGCACCUCCCAAAUCCCCAACCCUCUUCGGAAAUAACCCUCAACCAUCGAAGCCAUCGCCGCAAUUCGGUUCCGGAGCUGCCCAUAAGCUCCAACAUGCCAGGCCUGCCGCGCUUGGUCAUGAGUAUGGUGCCCAGCAGAGGAUUUCUUCACAUGGUUCUAUUUCUGUUGCUUAUGACAGUCCAAAUCCUCCAUCUGAUGCAUGGAACUCCAAGACAGUGUCCCUGCCAACGGUGACUGAUUUUCCAGUUUCAACAAGGAUGAUUAUGAAAGGCGAUCCAUUGCCUUAUGGACAUGAUGCAUACGCGACUAGCACAGACUUUACACAAGAUAAAAAUGAAAGAUAUCAUGAGUCAUCAAGGUUUCCUCUCAAUCAUUCUGGUCCGAUUGCUUAUAUAAAGUCGAAUCCUCAACCUGAUGGGUGGAAUGCCAGGCAUGUGUCUCCACCCAAGGUUUUAGACUUUCAGGCUUCACCAGGGCCUAUGCCAAGCACACUGCCCCAUCUUCAAGGUGUGUCAGCAUCCAAACGAAAAUUUACAGAAGAAAAAAGCAACAGGUAUCCUCCAAAUGCUGCUAGUGAUGUUCCGAAGAGAACGACGUCUCCUGUGCCUCAUAUAGAUGAACUUUCAAGAUCUAACUUUCCAUUUGUUCAAUUUGGAACUGAAAAGUCUGGUGCACCUCUUGCUAGAUCUAGUUUUUCGCCCAACUCUCCGACUAAUGUUGCUAGUUUACCUCAGCAACAGGCAUCAAAUCCUCGAUUUGAUGGACAGAGUGGUGGCACUAGAUCUCCUCCAAAGGCUCCUAGCUUUCAAGUUCCAAAAAGCACAAGGUCUCCUCCUUUGGCUUAUACAGAUGAAAUCUUGGCUCCUGAUUUGCGCAAGAUGAAAGAUGGAACUGAAAGAUCUCCUCCAAAGCGUUCUAGUUUUCAAGUUCCAAAAAGAACUAGGUCUCCUCCUGUGGCUUACACAGAUGAAAUUCUAGCUCCUGAUUUGCACACGAUGCAAGCUGAAAGUGAAAGAGAGGCUCAGGCAAAGGCAAAGCGAUUAGCCCGUUUCAAUGUAGAACUGAAACAGCCAAUUAGUAAUCUUGAGCAUUUCCACAAGCAUAACCCUGCUGGUGAUAGAAGUGAUCAACGUGUACAUGGAAUAAAAAAGUUCGUUCCUGAGGUUUCUGUUGAUGGACCAACUUAUACUGCAAAGGGAAGCCCGUUGGCUGAUUCUGAUGCUAUGGAUACUGCAUCCAUUUGGAAUUCUGAAUCAAACGGUACCAUUGUAGGUCUAUGCCCUGAUAUGUGUCCUGAGUCAGAAAGGGAAGAACGUGAACGCAAAGGUGAUCUUGAUAGAUGUGAACGUAUGGAUGGAGAAAGAAACCAAACAAAUAAAUGGCUUGCUGUUAAAAAGUACAAUCGGACUGCAGAGAGAGAAGCCCAGCUGAUAAGACCUUUGCCAGUCUUGCAGAAGACAGUGAAUUAUCUUUUGAAUUUGAUUAAUCAGCCAUAUGAUGAUAAGUUUCUUAACAUAUAUAACUUUCUGUGGGAUCGAAUGAGGGCAAUUCGGAUGGAUCUUCGAAUGCAGCACAUUUUCAAUAGUGAUGCUAUAACGAUGCAUGAGCAAAUGAUAAGGUUACAUAUCAUAGCAAUGCAUGAAUUCUGUGAAUAUUCAAAGGGGGAGGGCUUUUCAGAGGGUUUUGAUGCACACUUGAACAUUGAGCAAAUGAACAAGACUUCAGUGGAGUUAUUUCAAAUGUAUGAUGAUCAUAGGAAAAAGGGGGUUGUUUUCCCAACAGAAAGGGAGUUCAGAGGUUAUUAUGCACUGCUUAAACUGGACAAGCAUCCAGGCUACAAAGUGGAGCCUGCAGAGCUAUCACAUGAUCUAGCCAAAAUGACUCCAGAGAUGAGAAAGACACCCGAAGUCCUUUUUGCUCGUGACGUUGCAAGAGCUUGCAGAUCUGGUAACUUCAUAGCAUUCUUUCGGCAUGCAAGAAAAGCAACUUAUCUUCAAGCAUGUUUGAUGCAUGCUCAUUUUGGGAAGCUAAGAAGCCAUGGGCUUGCAUCACUGCACAGCGGUCUCCAGAAUAAUCAGGGAAUUCCAGUAGACCAUAUUGUCAAAUGGUUAGCUAUGGAGGAGGAAGAUGUCGAAAGCCUUCUUGAGUAUCAUGGAUUCUCCAUUAAAAAAUACGAAGAUGCAUAUAUGGUGAAGGAAGGACCAUUUCUUAAUAGUGACAAAGAUUUCUCUGUGAAAUGCUCACGUCUUGUUCACCUGAAGAAGUCAGCUGCAAUCUUUGAUGAUGUUUUCUCCAACAAACUGCUUCUUUCAUCAAGUAAACCAGAAGUAACAGUUUCAUCAUAUGAAGCUGAUUAUAAGCCGAGGGAGUACAGCAAGUUACCUUGGCUUAACCAUACUGAAGAUGACAUGGUGGAAUGUGAAAAUAAAGCUGAUCAUACUGAUGAUCAACAAGUAUCUCUGCAUGUACCAUCUGAAGGACCCUUAUUGACUAGUCCCAAAAGCAUGAGUAGCUCAUCAUUGACCAGUUUCAUGAGCAGGGGCUUGCAUCAGAGCACCAUGCCAUUGGGAGCACCAUCGCCAACCAGGCCCAAGAACAGAGAUAGGGAUCGGGUCUCCUUGCAAUUUGGAGGACCAUCACCAACAAGUCCCAAGAACAAAGAUGCACAUCAGAUGUCCUUUCCAUUGCCAGGGCAGUUGUCAACCACUUCCAAUAAUAGAGAUAAUCAACAAAUCUCACUGUUAGGAGAGCUACCAUCAACCAGCCCCAAAAAAAGAGGCAGUUACCAGGUUUCUUUUCCGCUGGGAAGAUCAUUAAGCAGUUCUAAGGUUCAAAAUGAUAAUCACGUAUCUGCAUUUGGUCUUGCCUCAAAUGAGAAUGUGGUAAAUUACCAACAUAUUUCUACCUCAAAUGGAGUUGAAGGAAUAUUUUUUGAUUCAGAUAUGGACCAAUCACCUGAGAAUGAAAGCACAGAAAAUAUCAGAAAUGAAGAAGAUCAAGAGGCAAGUAUUUCUCAUGAUGAUGUUCUUGAAGAAAGCCUCAAAUUGCAAAAAGAAUUGUUUGAACAAGAGGAGUUGAUGAAAGAACGGAUAGAAGCUGCCAAGGCUAAGCUGAGAGUUUUCCUAAGGUUAUGGAAGCGGAGGUCAUCAAAAAGGAAAGAGCUAAGGGAGCUUCAGAGGUUAAUGUCAAGUGCAGCACUGAAUUCCUUGUCGUUGGGGCCACCUAUUCUGCAAAACAAGUUGCCAUUACAUCCAUCAGUUGAACUCAAGCUUGAUAACAUUGUGAAAGAACGAAAACAAAGGUGGAGAAAAUCAUGGUCUAGGGUUAAUGUUUCUGAAGUUGUCCUCCAAUUACUUCACCAAAAGAACUUGCAGUCAAAAUGCAUUUGCUGGAAACUGGUUCUCUCCAUCAGGACAAAACAGAUUGAGCAGCAUUUUUCUGCUUCACAUGAACAAUAUAAUCAAUUAGUUGGAUCAUGGUUAGUCUCCAAGUUAAUGUGCUGUGAGAAUGACACAGAGGAUGAGAUGAUUGUUUCUACUUCCGAUCUGUCUAUUUGGAAGGAGUGGGCCAGACUUCAAUCCAAUUCUCAACAGGUUUGUUGUCUCUCUGUCUUGAGAGAGGUAUUUUUUGAUCCCGAGAAACCAAUAAGUACUGCUGAUACAUUACUUGGUGUUAGUGGAGUGCUCUUCUUGGUGUCUGAAAGCAGGCAGUGGGAUCUUGACAGGCUUCGAUUACACAAUCUCAUUGCUUCAUUGCCGUCUGGGUCUAACUUGCCCCUUCUUAUUUUAACUGUUGGUAUGGAUGAGAAAAUCAAUCUUUCUUCCUUAAUGUCAGACAAUUUGGAGCUUUCUUCCUUGGAUAAAACAAAGAUACGUGGCUUCUCUGUGGUGAAUUUGUCAGAAGAUGGUGGACUUUACAGCGAUGAGCAUCUUAAGGAGGGCCUCAGGUGGCUGGCUGAUCAGUCUCCUGUUCAGCCAGUUCUGCAGCAAGUGAAGACUCGGGAGCUCGUAGUAGAGUAUCUGAAUGUUUCAAUGGAACAACUUGAAACCAUGAAACCUUCUGAAGUCACUCCAGACCAAUGCAUAAAUGCCCUUAACAAUGCAUUGGAGAAAUCAGCUAGCGAUAUAAUUUUGGCAGUGCAAGGGAAUCCUACCAAUUGGCCAGGUCCUGAGAUUGGUUUAAUCGAUGAAUUCACUGUAGAGGCCAGAGCUGUGGGUUUUGAGUUGCCAAAAGUUGGAUGGAGUUCACCUGCAGCAGUUGAACAUGUCUUGAAUUCUUUAAGUUCCUGUAAGCUUCCAGAGUUUCCCAACAGCUUCUCUUGGGUGAACAAGGACAGUGAGAUUCAAAACCAGAAAUUGGCUCUAGAAAGCAACUUAAAAUGGUAUCUCACAGAGGCAUGUGGAAUGAUGCAGGGGGAUUUGGCUGCAAGAGAAGUUUGUUUAAUGGUGCAGAGAGGUGCUACCCUUGAUUUUGAUGGUACACGUUGUCAGAUUGUUCCUAAAUGGGUUGUGAUUUUUCGCCGGAUCUUCAAUUGGAGAUUGAUGAAUUUGAGUUCAGUUGCUUAUGUUUUGAAGCGUAGGCAUAGGGCAAGUCCUGAUAAAUACAGCUGGUCAAGACAAAGGCUCGUGGCUGAACCAUCACUUGAUGAAAUGAUUGAGAUCAGUUGCAGAGUGCCUACUAGGCAAUGCCAACAUCCAGAACGAGCCACGGAAGAUGGAGAAUUUAGGAACAGAAGUCUGCAGGGUGAUGAGCGUUGUCUGGUCCAUGAGAUGGAACAAAAUGAUGGGAUGGAGAUACAACAAAAGAGAGAGUUGGCAGUGGAAUCGAGAGAGAGCAAAUUGAAUAGUCUGUUGGAGAGAUGCACCGUAGUGCAAAACAUGAUAGAUGAGAAACUCUCAUUUUACUUUUGAAGUUCAGAUUAUCGUGAUUGCAAUCUAGUUGCUGUGCUACAAGUCCUAAGCAGCUCCAAUUUUUGAAGGCAGAAUUGACAACAGUUUCAAGGGUUCUCGAAUAAUCACACUAUCUCCAUUUCGAGGCUUGGUCUGUUCAGAAACAAGUUUGUCAUUUCCUAUAACCAGAUUCUGCCAGACCGUAUUUUGGCAUGGCCAAUAGCGGGCAGGUUCGAAUGGAGAGCUUUUCCAGUGUAAGAAGAAUUUAAACAGUGGUUACAACUCUGAGGCGCUGUAAAGGUGGUUUUUUUCCCCCCGUUUAUGCAAAAAUUGUUCCGGCUCCAGCUACAGUCCAAACCUUGGACUGCCAUGUGCCUUCAUGUACAUCUUUUUGUUUAUCGACUCUCCGUCUCUCUCGGCUUUUUGGAGAAGAUGUAGACAUGGGAGUGGUUUCCUAGUACCUUUUUCCUGCUGGUUCAAAAUGGAAAUUUGAUUUACACAUCUA
Messenger RNA from Nymphaea colorata (pocket water lily), 5487 nucleotides. Its product is annotated as SAC3 family protein B. Gene Ontology annotation, cellular component: transcription export complex 2; nucleus; cytoplasm. The record is from RefSeq and is a predicted model, not a curated record. Gene Ontology annotation, biological process: mRNA export from nucleus. The transcript has 16 exons. Bases 54 to 5003 code for a protein of 1649 amino acids. Lineage: Eukaryota; Viridiplantae; Streptophyta; Magnoliopsida; Nymphaeales; Nymphaeaceae.